This is a messenger RNA of Penicillium paradoxum, 375 nucleotides long. Its product is annotated as cysteine-rich PDZ-binding protein. Bases 1 to 375 code for a protein of 124 amino acids. NCBI's taxonomy places the organism in Eukaryota, Fungi, Ascomycota, Eurotiomycetes, Eurotiales, Aspergillaceae. The transcript has 3 exons. Gene Ontology annotation, biological process: cytoplasmic microtubule organization. Gene Ontology annotation, molecular function: microtubule binding. The record is from RefSeq and is a predicted model, not a curated record.
AUGGUCUGUUCAAAAUGCCAAAAGAAAAUCAAAGCCACUGAGCUCGCCACUCCGGGUGUCAAGCGCAAGAACGAUAUGUACUACGGCUCGCCGUCUAGUACUCUCGGUGGUGGCGCAGACAAGGGCAAGACAAAGGCGACAUUAGGCUCGACGGGAAUUGGAAAGAGCAAACUCCUCAGCGCGAAAGCAAAGAAUCCUUAUGCCGCUUAUGCUUCGUCUUGUGAUAACUGCAAGGUGAAGACAGAGGUGGGCAAGAAGUUUUGUCAGAGAUGUGCUUAUCAAAGGAACGCUUGUGCUAUGUGUGGCAAGAACCUGGCUGGCAAGUCGGCCAAGGACCAGCCUAUUGUCCAGGGACAGAAGUUUAACAUGGCAUGA